AUGAGGGACUAUAGUCGGUUCGGCAUCGCGAAAGUAAACAGUGGACCAGUGUUCAGUGCUGAAGUGAUAACGACCAAUAACAGUUUUCAAGUCGGUGUCGAACGAAUAACCACAUUGUUUGUGCAUCGCUUAACCAUAAACCAUGUUAACAAGAACAUUGAAAAAAUGGAAUCGAAAAUAAUGAUUGUCGUUUUUAUGGUUGUUUUGUGUGCUGAAGUUGUGUUGAGCAUGGAAGAUGGACUUAAAGAGGGGGCUACUGGAGUAUGCACAGAAAUUGUUAGUCAACAACAGUGGUUCAAAAAGACGUAUGGAUGUUCCAAGAAGGGAAAACGAAUUUGUUCCAAAAUGGAAGUCAAGUUUGUGCCGACAAAGAAAAAUAUCUGUUGCGACGGAUGGAAGUUCUAUAAUGGCCAAUGCAUACCCGAGGGCCCACUGUGCGAGACGCCUUGUGUUAAUGCCGAAUGUACUGGAUACAAUAUUUGCACGUGCUACACAGGAUAUAAGUCUAAAACACAAUUCCAAUGCGAACCAGAAUGUGGGAAUUGCGAAAACGGCGUCUGCGUCGCUCCAAAUAAAUGUGAAUGUAAUUCUGGAUAUUAUAACGUCGAAGAUCUCAAAUCUUACAAUGAGAGUUCAAGUUGCAAACCUUAUUGCACUUCUUGCAACAAUGGAGAAUGCAUUGCACCUGAUCUCUGCCGAUGCAACGAAGGCUACGAGAGACACUACAAUACUUGCGACCUAAUACCGCUAAGAAACUGCAAAGGCUGCGACGCCACAUGUAAUGAGAGCAUUUGUGCGUGCGCAAAUGGUACUAUUUGUGAAUCAUCAACUGAGGAGGCCAUCGUAUCAUCUUCUCCAACGUUGGCUGGUCUACAACUGACCUGGAUGCUGGGUGGCACAAUCGGGAUUCUACUGCUCAUCUUCGUAUUGGUGAUCAUGCAUCGCACAUGGAGACAGAGGAAGAAUUUCGAGCAAAAAGCUAGUGGCGAUGACUAUCGCAGGUGCGAUAGCGUGAUGCAUACGAUACCGAACACUCUAAUCGGACAUAAAUAUGAAGAUGACGAUGAAAAUGAAGAAGGAGUUUAUGAUACAGUAGAGCAUAGACAAACGAAUAUAGACCUCCUGCCGCGUGGACCGUCACGCGACUUUGUCGAACGAAUUUGAUCAACGCUAGUUUUAGAAUAACAUGUAGUCGUAAAUUGUAAUGAAAGGAAUUUCAAACCAGAUAACGAAUAGAAACUACUGAUCGAAAUUUCAUUAACGAAC
Messenger RNA from Chilo suppressalis (striped riceborer), 1266 nucleotides. The record is from the annotation of a GenBank genome assembly. NCBI's taxonomy places the organism in Eukaryota, Metazoa, Arthropoda, Insecta, Lepidoptera, Crambidae.